Messenger RNA from Capsella rubella, 537 nucleotides. RefSeq lists its product as uncharacterized. The transcript has 3 exons. Gene Ontology annotation, molecular function: metal ion binding. The coding region runs from base 1 to 537 and encodes 178 amino acids. The record is from RefSeq and is a predicted model, not a curated record. NCBI's taxonomy places the organism in Eukaryota, Viridiplantae, Streptophyta, Magnoliopsida, Brassicales, Brassicaceae.
AUGGAGUCAUCUUCUAAUCACAUGACAUGUCUCUUGAAGAUAGAAUCACCUCUUCGUGGAUGGAAAAAAUCAUUGGAAAAAUUACUCAAAACCAUUAAUGAUGUGAGUUUUAUGAUUGACAAGCGAAGCAAAACGGUAUAUGUAACUGGAAAAGUUGAUCCACAAGUAAUACUUGAAAAGAUUACAAAAGCAGGCAACAAUGUUGUCAUAGUAUGGAGCAAUGAUGGACGGAAUAAGCAACCGAAAAAUCGAAAAGAUCAUUCGAUGGAACAAUGUUAUGCGUCAGGAUAUAUAAAUGUUCCUAAUGGUUACUCAAAUUAUCCUCCACCUGAUUAUUGGAUGCAUCAACCAUACAAUAAUGCUACUUUUGCUCUUCCACCACCAUAUACACGUCAGUUCCAUCUGCAACCACCAGCACCGCCACCGUACGAGUUCCACCAGAAUGAACCGGUGCCUAAGAGUUUUCCGCCUACGCCACCACCGCCAAAGAACUUUGUCAUGGGAGAUUUAAAAUUGGUAGGAUGCAUAGUCAUGUGA